AUGCUGUCCCAAGCGUCAUCCUCCGUCGGACUCUCACAACCACUCUCGAGCUCGCCGCAACCUCUAAGUCCUCUAUCCAAUCAACCGAGAUCGCCAACCCUACUGUCGAUCCCUGCGGAGAUUCGAACCCGAAUCUACCAAUACGUCUUCGACGGUCAGCGAUAUGAGGUCAACCGUGUUCAACCAACCGACACGUCUCUACGCGGUCCAGUCACGGCCAUCCUUCAAGCCUGCUCCCUGACCUACAGAGAGGCACUAUCUCUGCUAGCGCCACGAGUCACAGUGGUAGCCCGUACCUGGACUGGUAUCGCGUCACUGACCCACUUCAAGUCGGCCCUCAUUCCCAAGGACCAUGUUCGCCGCCUUGAAGUCGACUGUGGAGGUUCUGCAUCGGCAGAGAUCGCCGCACUCACUCGGCAGUUGCCAAGCCUCGAGUCUCUCAAGAUCCUGCGUGGAACCUCCUUGGUUCGAACGCAUCUCCAAUACCUCUGGCUUGCGGGCGGCAUCCACCCUUUGGCGCCUGAAACUAGUCGCAACAGGCUGGCGUUAGCAAUUCUGGGGUCUGUCCGACCUUAUGAAUCAUACGUCGUUGAUAUCCUACGUGCGCUCGACCAUAUCGAUAGGGAGGUCGACUUCACAAUCGAGUGCAGGGUGCGCGUCCGCUCCUGGUGGGGCAACUACCCCGAAGUGGAGGCCGGAGUGGUGAGGCUGUGGCCCAGUGAAGGGCAUUUGGAGUGGCAUGUGUUGCAUAGGAUGAUGUACAUGGACUACGAGGAAGAAACCGACGAUCCCGAUCAGGAGUCCACGUACACAACGCCUCAGUGGUGCUGA
This is a messenger RNA of Cyphellophora europaea CBS 101466, 831 nucleotides long. RefSeq lists its product as uncharacterized. Lineage: Eukaryota; Fungi; Ascomycota; Eurotiomycetes; Chaetothyriales; Cyphellophoraceae. The record is from RefSeq and is a predicted model, not a curated record. The transcript has a single exon. The coding region runs from base 1 to 831 and encodes 276 amino acids.